This is a messenger RNA of Mustela lutreola (European mink), 2581 nucleotides long. RefSeq names its product cytochrome c oxidase assembly protein COX11, mitochondrial. Gene Ontology annotation, molecular function: copper ion binding. Gene Ontology annotation, cellular component: mitochondrial inner membrane. The record is from RefSeq and is a predicted model, not a curated record. The transcript has 4 exons. Bases 1 to 828 code for a protein of 275 amino acids. NCBI's taxonomy places the organism in Eukaryota, Metazoa, Chordata, Mammalia, Carnivora, Mustelidae.
AUGGGAGGACUCUGGCGUGGGGCAUGGAGGCGCGUUACCUUCUGUGGCUGGCGCUGGAGUCACCCUGGGUCCCCGACCAAGGUUGCCGAGAGCGCAGAAUCGUUUCUCAGGCUGGGAAGGAGUGGGACAGGAAGUGCUGAGAGGGGGCUGAGGCGGCUUGGGACAUGGAGGCGCCCGAACCCGGGCCCAGACCUGGCCCUGCAGCCGCCACGGCGGCCAAAGAGCACGAACCCUUUCACACGCGCGCAGGAGGAGGACUGGCGGCGUCGGAACAAGACGGUCCUCACGUACGUCGCCGCCGCCGCCGUGGGCAUGGUGGGGGCGUCGUACGCCGCCGUGCCCCUUUAUCGGCUCUAUUGCCAGACUACUGGUCUUGGAGGAUCAGCAGUAGCAGGUCAUGCAUCAGACCAGAUUGAAAACAUGGUGCCUGUUAAGGAUCGAAUUAUUAAAGUCACCUUUAAUGCAGAUGUGCAUGCAAGUCUCCAGUGGAAUUUUAGACCGCAGCAAACAGAAAUAUAUGUAGUGCCAGGAGAGACUGCACUGGCGUUUUAUAAAGCUAAGAAUCCUACAGACAAACCAGUAGUUGGAAUUUCUACAUACAAUGUUGUACCAUUUGAAGCUGGACAGUAUUUCAAUAAAAUACAGUGCUUCUGUUUUGAGGAACAAAGGCUUAAUCCACAAGAAGAAGUUGAUAUGCCAGUGUUUUUCUACAUUGAUCCUGAAUUUGCUGAAGAUCCAAGAAUGGUGAAUGUUGAUCUCAUCACUCUUUCCUACACUUUUUUUGAAGCAAAGGAGGGACAGCAGUUGCCAGUUCCAGGCUAUAAUUGAAGUCAGCACCUAAGUCCUGCUUCAGAUUUGUGAUUUUUGAAAAAUCAUGUAUCUACUCUUCUCAGGGGAGAAAUAUCCUACAGUAAUGUGAAGCUAUUUUAAAUAUUAUUUAAUGCUGUAUUUUUUUUUCUCAACUAAUUUACUCUACUUAAAAUUGAACGGUUUCUAUCAUAAGGAAUCCACAUGCCUAUUUGAAUGUAUGACUAUUCAAAGCCAUAGAGUAAUACAAGUAAUACUAAAAGUAAUAUUGAUAAGUAAUAAUAAGAGAAACUCCUGUUUCUUAAAUAUGUAGGCAUGGACUUGAUGGUUCAGAUUAAUUCUAUUUGCUCCCCUUACAGAUUAUUAGCCCUUCAUACUUGUAGCAGUGAAUAUUUUUGUUAUUCCUAGGGUUAUCUAUUUUAGGCUCCAGGUCUUCUGCCCAUUUUUAUUAUUUCUAAAAUAGUCGGGUUACUACUUUUUUCUUUUAUUGUGAAUAGUCACUACUUUAAAAGCUCACGAUGGAAGAAGAAUCACUGAGCCCUAACAGCUUGCCUAGAGGUAACAUACUGACUUCAGAUUUGACUGUUUGUCCUUUAGGCCCUAGGGCUAUUUUAUAUUCUGAGAUUUUGGCAUCAUGAAAUGAAAUAAAAUGCACAAAUAUAUUAACUAGGAUCAUAGCAUUUCCUUUGAUAGUUCAAGUCCCUGAAUGUUAUAAGUGUGGAAUUGUGAAGACUCAUAUCAGAAGUUCUAUGAAUAAACUCUGUUUAAAAAAAAAAAAAGACGUAUUGUUUUAAUAGGAAUCUGUCAUUGUAAUUUAUGACAUAAAUGAAUGCACAAUUUAUUCUAAAUAUUUUCUAGUAGUGUUUGUUCCAAAUAGAGGUCAUCCAGUAUUACAAAGAAUUGUAUUUAAAGGCAACUUCAAUAAAGAGUCCAGUGACCUUUUCAAGGUAUCUGAAAUGUAAACUACAAUCAUGAAGGCUUUUACAAGUUAUAAUUCUAAACAAGUAUUAUUUAUAAAAAGUACAAAUUGACUUUUACAUUCAACUUAGUUAAAUGAAGGCACUCAAUAGUCUUCAUAAUUAUUUUGUAAUAAAAUAAUCUUCAUCUACUCUUAUCACAGCUGUGUGAGGAUUUCUUUUCUAAAAGUAGGAAGCCCUGUGAAACUGAAGCUGCUGUCAUUAAACUAGUUGGCCUCAGUACAAUGGAUUUUUCUUCUAUUGAAGUUUUAAGUGAAUAUAUGAUACAACCAAGUUCUUUUGAGAUAAAGUUUAAACUGUGGUCUGGAAGCAUAAAUAUUCCUGUGGAAUUCUUACUCUUCUGUGAAGCUUCAUUACUGCAGAGGAGAAAUGUUCCACUAAGCUUCUGAUGUACUGGUAGGUCUUGUCUUCUGGGCCUCAAAGUUUCACAGGGUCUACCUUUUAGAGAAUUGGCACCUUUAAUGUAGUUAGUGAGCUGGUCAUCCGCCUUCCCCUAGAAUAGAAAGAAUAUAGCCGCCCUUCAACCUUUCCUUUUCUUUCCCCAUUCCUACAUAACAAGAGAGUUACAAUCUAAUGCAGAAAGGUAGGCAUGUACUACUUCAAUGGGGGUAGGUGUGAAGGGAAUAAAUAAGGUUAAUGGGUUACUGAUGGCCAUGCAUUCAUUAGUAAAUAAAAUAGGAUGACUGAUAUAACAAAUAGGAAGAAUCCAGGCCUAUCUGGAUGAGUAAUGAGUGGGUUUCACCAGUUAGUAGAUACUAACUAUGUAAAAAACAAAGGUCUAUUUCAGUGCUUAAGAA